Messenger RNA from Paramecium pentaurelia, 264 nucleotides. The record is from the annotation of a GenBank genome assembly. NCBI's taxonomy places the organism in Eukaryota, Ciliophora, Oligohymenophorea, Peniculida, Parameciidae.
AAUGUCUGAAGAACAAGAAAUCGAUUGGGGAGUUGGUGCUUAAGCAUUAUAUUAUAUGUCAAGAGCAACAAAAGAUUGCAGUAAAAGAUGUGGAGCAUUAAAAGUGAAUAGAGAUUUUAAUGAGUCUGAAGCAGAAUGUCUAAGUAUUCUAAUCAAAAUUAAUAAUUUCUAUAGAAAAAUGUGCUGUGUACCAUGCCGGAGCAUCAAGUACUCAUAUGAGAUUUUUAAUCAACUAUGCUGAGACAGUGCAUCUGCAAUGAAAGU